ACCGUAGAAGUUCCCAAGGAGCAUGUUUUACGGUUAAUAUUUCCCAAGUUUUGCGAGGCUUUCCGAACUCUCCUCUUCUAAAAAAAAACAAAUCUCUCUUUCUCUAGUCUAGUCUUCCUAUGCGAAAGGACAAGCUAGGUACGCGGGAAGAAACUCGCAGAUCCCGAGAUCCAAAUUUACAAUUAUAGCCUUCACUGUUUCCGCUUCCAUUUUGGUUUCUGGGUCGUGUGUUCCUCACGACUUUAAUUAAAACUCUCUUCUGAGAAACAACACAACACAAUAACAGCCUCUCUCUCUCUCUCUCCUCAACAUCACGAUCACAUCACUCUCCUUCAAAUCCAAGUUACCCCAAAUAAAGAAGAAACAAUAACAUAACCAUUUAAAACAAAAACAAAAAUAUAUAUGAUAUGUGAUAUGUUCUAUAUUCCUUUCCUCCCAAUAAAAUUCAAAUAAGAAUAGUACACUACUAUUCCAUACAUACACGAUACACCAUACCUGCCUGCCCCUCUAUAUCUGUGUCUGUCCGGUUGUUUUGGUGCGCGUGUCCGCUCCUACUUCUUUGUUGGAUUCCUCCGCCCUCCAUUUUUGUUUACCGUGGACUCUUAUGAAAUUCUUCUUCAGCACCAUUCUCUGUUCUUCUCCUCCUUCAUUUUCAUGGACGCAAGUGAAUUGUGGUGGUGAAGAAUUGGUAUCACUGAGAGAUUUUGAUGGGGAAUGGUGACGAUUCCGGUUGUUUUUUCCCUCUAACCAGUUUGCAAAUUGGAGAUUUGCAGUCUUAUCAUUCAGAUCUUAGCCUUUUCCUGGCCAAUGAAAGCAAGAAAUUCUAUAUCUUGGUGGACAAUCGACCGGACCUAGGUUCACGACGAGCUCAAAUAUGGCAAUUAAUGGUUACCAAGUCAAGGUUAUCUCCUUUUGCAAACUCGAAAGCUCAGAGAGAGAGAAAGGAAGGAAAAGAGUCUUGUUCUAGAUCCAACUCUAGUAAAGCAGGGAUGAUUAAGAAAUGGUUUGCAGUGAUUGAUGCAGCAAGACUGUCUCGUAAGAGGGUUCUACCUGGAAAAAAUUUUCACCAUUCUUUGCGUGUUAGCAGUGAGUUGCAUAAAACCUUGUCUGGCUUUAUUGUCUUCGAAGUUUCAUGGAGCAAUGUUAGAGGUAUUAACUACUUAAAUGAGCUUCAGACUGAUACAUCUCUGGCUAUAGAGGCGAAAGUAAUGCUAAGAUGGGAAUUUGAUAGUAUAGCACGAGCAGCAAGCUGUAUAUCCUCAUGGUUCUCUGGAACGGCCUCUGAGCAGCUACUCUUGAAAGAGUAUCUGGAUUCUGCUAUAGGAGAAGUGUUCUAUGAUGCUGAAGAAACUUUAUUGGAGUCUAUCCCUAUUGAUGAUGAUGAUGAUAUUGUCUGCAAUGAUAAUGUGUGUGUUGAGGAUAAUUCUCUACACAGCAUUGGUGGUAACUUUAAUGUAUAUUCUGUUACUGAUCAAGAUAGAACAAGUGCAUUACACACGCCUCCUCCUCCCAUUGGGGCUUACAAAAGAAGAAAAGUAAUGAAGUCGAUUAGUGAUGGAGAACUUGAUAUUUUUUCUGAGCAAAUACAGAGAGGAAAUGAUGACUCGUUAGAGAACUUUGAAGAUGCAUUGGAAGCUACUGAGUACAGGGAUGUCUUGAUUUUGUCUAGGUUCAAUGACCGCGAUCUCCCAUUUAAACUACGGCAAAUAAUAAUGUCUGAUUUGCGGUUGCUUACCUUGUUGGAGGCUGGUCUUCCAUCUUGGGUUAUCUUCCUUCAGUCAUAUCCUGGGUUUUGCCACCUCUAUCGCCCGUGGAUGUGCCCUUUGGCGAGAGCUUUAUAUGUUCUUAUCUCAGUUGUCACUGUUCUCAUAGGAUUCUAUGAUUUAUACAAAAAUGUCCCAGUUCUCAAGGCAACUGCUUCUCGUUUGUGUGGGCCUCUUCUUGAUUGGAUAGAGACCUGGGAGAUGGUAUCAAGGAUCAAGUACUUGGGAACAAUGCUAUUUCUACAUAAUUUUGAGAAGGCUGUUACGUGGUUUCUUACAAUUACACGUACGAUUCGAUCUUUCCUUUCAGUUUGCACACAACCACUGGCAGAACCAUUUCUGGAUUUUUUUGAGAAUUUUCUUCCAAUGUGGAAUGUGCUUAUUGAAGUACUACAGAGCUUCUGUUCUGUCAUUUGGGUUGUGAUUGAGUCUUCCAUCAAUUUAGUGGAAAAUCUUGUAGAGAUUUUACUAUCUCCAUUAUGGUUUAGCCUCUCACUUGUCUGGAGUAUUGCAACAACAGUUUUAUAUCCUGUAUUUUGGAUCCUUUGGGAAUUACUUUAUGCUCCAAUUCGCAUGGUCCUUGCAUUAGCCAGUUUCAUAGCUUUCAUUUGUGUCAGCAUAUAUGAGAUGCUUCAAGAAGUAUGGCAGAUUGUUAGUAGCAUUUUCCAAGUUGCUUCAGCUACUGAGGCAACAGUGAGCACGUAUGAGAUUUCCAUGUGGCGUUCACUUUGGAAUGACCUUUUUUCCCAGGUUUUCCGAGCUGUCAGGAGUAUAUUAAAUGGUUUUGUUGCCUUCUUCACAGCCUGCAACAGGCAUCGCCUUAGCAUUUACAAUCAUAUACAGAAGUUUAUCCAAAGAUUAUUUGGCCAGGCCCAGAGAUCACAGCCUGCAGAUUCAAGACAUAGUAGACCGACAUAUGAGACUCAGACCACUUUGAGAAGAAAGGAGGAACGUUCACAUUAAGUGAAGUUCCAUCAUUUUUAGAAUCACACUAAAGAGAGAGGGUUCCUCCAUGCAAGGGUGCCAGUCUGUAUUGAGCACCAUUGACAAACAUAAUGGAGCUAACUUCAAAGAUAAUCGGGUGGAAAAAGCACCCACAUUUUACACGAUGAUUUGGUUGACAUGUUUACCGAAGUAUCACAGAUUUGGGCCCAUUUUUUUUUCGUUCUUUGAUUUUACAUUUAGAUUUCUCAAAAUUUUAGAUGUUCUUUUUAUUUUUUCCCCUCCCUAUUAUAGGUAUUUUUUUCCCAUUGUAUAUAAAAUUCAGAUUGUCUGGGCCAUAGUCAACUUAAGAGAAUGUAAAUUUUAUGUAUAGGCGGCUUGUAUAUUUCCAUCAAAGCUAUCAGUUGAUAUUUUUUUGGAUAUUUUGGGGAAGGGAGGAAGGGAUACAUGCCAUAACCGUUGGCAUUA
Molecule: messenger RNA, 3173 nt
Organism: Quercus lobata
Lineage: Eukaryota; Viridiplantae; Streptophyta; Magnoliopsida; Fagales; Fagaceae
Product: G1/S-specific cyclin-E protein
Exons: 10
Coding region: 708-2726 (672 amino acids)
Source: RefSeq, a predicted model, not a curated record